Sorghum bicolor (sorghum) is the source of this 3230-nucleotide messenger RNA. Its product is annotated as TORTIFOLIA1-like protein 2. Lineage: Eukaryota; Viridiplantae; Streptophyta; Magnoliopsida; Poales; Poaceae. Gene Ontology annotation, cellular component: microtubule. Bases 359 to 2872 code for a protein of 837 amino acids. Gene Ontology annotation, molecular function: microtubule binding. The record is from RefSeq and is a predicted model, not a curated record. The transcript is spliced from 8 exons.
GGAGUUGGCGCUCUCCUCGGCGUGGGAGAGAGAGAGAGGAAAAAAGGUGUGUAGAGAGAGAAAGUGAAAGAGCCCAACCAAUUCAAAUCCCCUACUAGGCGUAGGCGAGGGCUUCCGUUCCUUCCAAGCCUGGGCGUGCGGUGGUGCUCCUCCGGGCGGGCUCUCGCACGGGAGAGAUCUCCGAGCAUCCCUGCUACUCCCGCUAUCAGGUAAAGGGAUGGGUGGGCAAGGUAUAGGAAACACUGUCUCUGUUCCCCUGUUGGGGAAGGCACUGCCCCUUUCCUUGUAAGUUUUCCUGUGAGCUCUCUGCUGUUGUUCAAGGGGAGGCUUUAUCCUGUGAUAGUAUCAAAGCACCAAGAUGAAGUCCAGUGCGGUUACUACAAAGGGCAAGGCCGUAUUUGAGCUCAAGCACAAGCUGGUCCAAGCUGUUAACAAGAUUGGCGACAGAGACACUUACCAGAUUGGAUUGGAUGAGCUCGAGAAGAUGGCGGAUACCCUGCCCCCUGAAAUGAUUGGCCCCUUCUUGUCAUGUGUCAUUGACACUGAUGCUGAGCAGAAGAGUGCGGUGCGGAAGGAGUGCAUCAAGGUGAUUGGCACACUGGCACGACUACAUGGAAACCUAUUGGCACCACACAUGGCGAAAAUGGUGUCCAGUGUGGUUAAGCGCCUGAAGGACACCGAUUCAGUUGUUAGAGAUGCAUGUGUUGACACUUGCGGUACCCUUGCAAUGUGCGCCAGAAGUUAUGGGGAUGGUGGUGCAGCGUUGGUGACAUUGGUGCGCCCCUUGUUUGAAUCAUUGGGUGAACAGAAUAGAUAUAUUCAGGCUGGGGCAGCACUGUGCCUGGCCAAGGUUAUAGAUGAGAGCAAUUACUUCCCUGGGCCUGUGCUCCCGCAGAUGCUUGCCCGUGUUGUUAAGCUGCUCAAGAAUCCCCAUUUCAUGGCGAAGCCUGCUGCGAUUGACUUGAUAAGAAGCAUUAUUCAGGCUGAAGGCGCUUCUACAGAGCAGGCGUUAUCAUCAGCUCUAACAAGUAUUAUGGAUGCCCUGAAGAGUACUGACUGGAAUACAAGGAAGGCUGCCUCACUAGCUCUUUCAAGUAUUGCGGUCAGUUCUGGGUAUUUGGUUACCUCUUUCAGAACUUCCUGCCUUCGCUCCCUUGAGCGCAGUAAAUUUGACAAGGUAAAACCAGUACGUGAUGCCAUUAUACAUGCAAUUCAGCUGUGGAAAGCUAUUCCAGGGUCUCAUACUCCUGAACCAUCAGAAGCUGGAUCAUCAACAAAAGAGAACUUCUUUGGAGACCAUCAUGAUGCUAAAAGUAUACAUGAUGGAGGAUCAAGAGAUACUUCUUUUAGGAGAACAGAUCAUGGGCCUUCUGUAUCUGUUAUUAGUGGUAGUUCUAUCAGUUCAGCAAAGCGGAGGUCUCCUUUGUCUAUCAACAAAGUUGCCCUAAACAAUGCUGCAAAUUUGCAGCGAAUGAAGUCUGGUGAUUGGCGUGUUGAGGUGUCAGUUCCAAAGCAGAAUAUGAUACCACUGGUUCACAAUGAUGAGAAGGGAUCCAGUAAAGUCUGCAUCCUAAAAGAUGCAAAGAGAAAUGCAUAUGAAAGCAUUGAUGUAGACAGUAAGUUUGACUAUGACAUUAUGGAUGAUAAACAAGAAUGCUCCUCUGUGUCAGAAGUAGCAAGCAGGAGUUGUGAGACAAAGCAUGUCACUACUGCUCAGGAAUGCACUGAAGAUUGUGAUUCAACACAAGUUAUGGAACAAUGUCCCAGGGGUCGAGAAAGUAAGAGCAUAGACUCGACAAUUACAGAUGUUACUGCUCAUGGCACACAUAGUUGUUGUCUGAAUGCUAUGAAUGAACUGGCCCUUGUUAGGAAGCAACUUCAAGAGAUGGAGAGGAAGCAAACAAUUUUUUUUGAUUUGUUGCAGGAUUUUAUGGCCAGCUCAGCGGAGAACAUGUCUGUGCUAAAUUUGAAGGUGCACAACUUGGAGAAUGCUGUAGACAAAACUGUAUAUACAAUUACUCAGAGCGAAAGCCGGUAUCAUCUUCCUGGCUCCAAAUAUUUUAAGAACCAAAGCGUCUCUUCUUUGCCUAGGCUUUCUACUUCUACACCUAGAUCAUCUGUGGAUGUUAACUACAAGCCACCACCAAUCUCACAGUUGAAACAUGAGAAGAAGUGGAUGCGUGAUCUACCAACUCGGGGCUCAAAUAUGUGUUCUAAAGAGGGAGCUGAAUUUCCAAAGGAUCAUGUUCGCAGUAAAAUUAGGAAGUUUGAGCCUGUGAGCUCAGAGAGUAACUUGGGAAGAUAUGUUCCAAGCUCAGCAAGAAGUAGAGCAUCAGGGGUUAAAGGGACUUAUCCAGUUUCAUUUACCAGUUCCUGUGAACAAUCUGGACUGCGAAAUGCAUUGUGUGCCUCUAAUCAGCCUGGUGAGUUUCAAGAUACUGAUGGCAUGGAGCCUGCAUACAUGGAAGCCCUGAACUGUGGUGAUUAUGAUGGUCUGAUUGACCUAAUGGAUAGAACUGGACCAGUUCUUGAGAAGUUAUCGUGUGAGACAGCAAAUGAGCUUUUGAGGGUUAUAGCUGACCAGUUUCUUAACAAAAAGUUCUUUGACUUGGCACUGCCUUGGCUUGAACAGAUAGCAGAUUUAAGCACGAUUUAUAAGCCAAGUCAACUAUUUGCAUCUGUGAGAGCACAAAAGGAGUUCCUUUGUGCAUUGGAGGAAGCUGCAACAGGUGUAUCCACGGAACCAGCCUUGAGGAUUGCACUUGCACAGCUCGCAUUUAAACUGACCAAAGCUUUUGAGGUUGGCCCAUGCAGGAAAAUUUCAACCAGAGUGUGCAGAGAAAAUGAAACUAUCCUGGCCACUGCAAUGUGAAAUGUUACUUACACUGAUAGAUAAUCUGGUGCAUGCUCAGGCCAUGAAAUCAGUGCUUUAGUGAGCUUAAGUUCUUUUCUUGUAGCUGUACAACCUUUGUAACGUUGUAUGAUCUGUUUAAGGCCCUCUGUUUAAUUAGUGUGUGAAAGACUAGAAGAUUUCUAUAGAGGUUGAUAGUUUGGUAGUUUAAAACAUGCGUGUGUUUGGUUCUGUACUGUAGGUCUGGAAGCUUUUGCUGUGUAGCAAAAUGUGGCAUGUCUGAGCUUGUGAAUUUAUGCUUGGUGCUUGUAGACGAGGCCGUACAGAUUUUUGCUUGAAUUAUCUAUCACCCAGAAAGACUAUCGUACCUGCAUUUCAA